AUGAACUCCAUUCGAGGAUCAGUCUAUCAUUUUCCGCCACCUUGUUUUUCCAGGAAUCUGUUGGAUCGUGAUGCAUUUUCUAAAAGUGAUCCGAUGUGCGUGGUAUUCCUUUCAACAGGACCUCUAAACGAUAAUAAAUUUCGGGAAGUUGGGCGUACUGAAGUGAUCCAGAAUUCUCUGAAUCCGGAAUGGAAAGAAACGGUUGAAGUGGAUUACUUCUUCGAAGAAACGCAGCGAAUUAAAUUUGAAAUGUUA
Gongylonema pulchrum is the source of this 255-nucleotide messenger RNA. The record is from the annotation of a GenBank genome assembly. NCBI's taxonomy places the organism in Eukaryota, Metazoa, Nematoda, Chromadorea, Rhabditida, Gongylonematidae.